Molecule: messenger RNA, 809 nt
Organism: Cylicocyclus nassatus
Lineage: Eukaryota; Metazoa; Nematoda; Chromadorea; Rhabditida; Strongylidae
Source: the annotation of a GenBank genome assembly
AUGUUGAAUAAAUCUCAUGUUCUACGGAUUCCCGGUAUCCCUGUGUCUGUCUUUGUGUACACUGCAAAAGAUGUCCGCUGUGUGGCAUUCACCCUAAAGAAUACGAGAGUGCAGCAACCUGUCAACUCGAAAUGGGCAGCGAGCGCAAUUUCUCGGCGUACCAUCCAUACUUCUCGCUUAUUACGUUUGCGUGGACCACUUACAUUUGAUGGCUGGUAUCCUCGAGAUCAUAAACCAGGAGAAUAUGCGGUCACUGAAGAUGAACGACGUGCUGCUGCCAUCAAGUAUGGGCUUCGACCAGAGGAUUACAAGCCGAUGAACAAAGACGAUGUAGUACGUUAUGCUGGCGAUUACCCCGAUUUGGGAAGUGUAACCUAUGAUCACAAGGAUCCUUAUGAAGAUUGGUCUGAUAGGCUGAACAGGAGAAACUGGGGAGAAAUGGUACCCAUGGAUAUGAUGCGACACAGGGGUGAUCGUUUGACAUUCACUGGACUGGAAUAUGAAGACUUUACAACAUGGGGUUCCAUUAUACUUUGCCUGAGAGUACUAGUGCCGAUGGCUCUCCUGUCUUGGUACUUCUGUACGAGAGAUCCUAACGCUUUACGAUGGAAGAAUCCUGCGAUGCCAAAGCAGUAUCCAUACGACUUUUAUCGCGCGUUCCCGUAUGAUGACGCUAGGAGAUUUCCAAUCACGAACUACUCCUUUGAUCUGGAAUAGGAUAGUGUUAGCGGUGUCUUGUAGAUGGUGUUGUGUCGAUGUAGAAAAGUUUACUAGUAACUCAUAUGAACGAAUAAAGCAUGACUUGCUAA